AUGCGUUUCGGGCCAGUGGCGGCGUAUGCCGCGUUCGCAGGAUGGAUAGGGGCGGGCGUGGCACACAACAUCCAGCUGAGAGCGCACACGAGGGAAUGCUUCCAUGAAGAACUACACAAGGAGGACAAGAUGACGGUGACAUUCCAAGUGGGCGACCGGGAGUUUGGGGGUUCGGGGAAUCUGGAUAUUGAUUUCUACAUUCUUGACCCGUCGGGAUCGUACGAAACACAAAUCAACUCGGUCUCGUCGGGCGACUAUUCGUUCGACGCCCGCCUGGACGGGAAAUACGUCUACUGCUUCAGCAACGAGCACUGGUCCGCCAACAGCAAAGAAGUGUCGUUCAACGUCCACGGCAUCGUGUAUGUGCCUGAGUCGGAGGCGCCACAGGAUCCGCUGGACCAAGAGGUCCGCAAACUCUCCGAACUUAUUGCCCAAGUGAAGGACGAACAAGCCUACAUUGUCGUCCGUGAACGAACGCACCGAAACACGGCCGAAAGCACCAACUCGCGAGUCAAAUGGUGGUCGAUCUUCCAGUUGGGCGUGUUGAUAGGAGAAGGGAUUUUCCAAGUGUGGUGGUUGAAGCGUUUCUUCGAGGUGAAUAGCCGACCCCUUCCAUAA
Molecule: messenger RNA, 618 nt
Organism: Capronia epimyces CBS 606.96
Lineage: Eukaryota; Fungi; Ascomycota; Eurotiomycetes; Chaetothyriales; Herpotrichiellaceae
Exons: 3
Coding region: 1-618 (205 amino acids)
Biological process (GO): intracellular protein transport; Golgi organization; endoplasmic reticulum to Golgi vesicle-mediated transport
Cellular component (GO): COPII-coated ER to Golgi transport vesicle; endoplasmic reticulum-Golgi intermediate compartment; Golgi apparatus
Source: RefSeq, a predicted model, not a curated record